Messenger RNA from Ceraceosorus guamensis, 2710 nucleotides. RefSeq lists its product as hypothetical. Bases 418 to 2247 code for a protein of 609 amino acids. The transcript is spliced from 3 exons. The record is from RefSeq and is a predicted model, not a curated record. NCBI's taxonomy places the organism in Eukaryota, Fungi, Basidiomycota, Exobasidiomycetes, Ceraceosorales, Ceraceosoraceae.
CCAAUGUGCAUCAGCUUGAUCAAAACACAGCGCGGGGGUUCAAGCCAGGAAGAGGAGCAGGUCAUGCCCACGUUCAUGCCAAAGUACAAUGAUCGCGAAUGAUCAAGAUAAAAGCGCCACGCUCUUCGCGUACGUGCUCGAGAGGUAGCGCACGGCAGACAACACUUUGCCAUGACAUCAUCUGUGGCCCUUGUUGGGCGCAGUCCAGCAGGUACUCGCAGGUAGAGUGUCACAGCUAGGCCGGUACAGCACAUGACCUUUGCGUACUUUGUCGAGAAGAAGGAUGCAAUGCGGCAUCGCACCUGCUUUGCUUGCUCACCACUCAUCGGUAAUGACGGCGCCCACCCCGUCGGGCGGCUGGCCUAGCGCUGAGGAUUCCGUCACGAAAACUUGCAUAUCGCCACUCAUAGAACCCCAAUGAUCCCGUUCGCGACCACUCCCUCUUGUCCUAUAAACGUGCUCGUACGCGACAAGCAUACUUCCGUACCGCCAAAGUCUUCAGUGGCUAUCCUCGACGCAGCGCCAACAGGUUCCCUCCUCUUUCGUCGUGCCGACGAUCUCCAAGCCUCUGCGCACUCUGCGGAUGCUGAAGGAGCAGAAGACAAUUCUCGCUCCUCUUCGACUGGCCAUGCGCAGCUUUCCGGCAGUGGUGCAUCCAACUCUAUACCACCCGACGUCCCUCGACAGCCUGCUGGUGCGGCGACCCAUGGCCUCACGGCAGCAGCCGCUCACGAAGCAGCAAAGGCUGCUGCGAAACCCCGUGGGAGACCGCGCACUCGCGAACCGCAAUACUACGUAGGGCCCAUUGAAGCCUUUGAGAUCCACUACGGUACCUCGGCUUUGAGAACCUUAGAGUCCAUCACAAGCCAAGAGCAGCAGUCCUUGGUACUCGAGACCAUCAACGGCGCUAUGCGCCACUGGCAAAAAUCCUUCCGUCACGUUCAAACUUACUUUGUGGAUCAGCUCGCACCUGUCAACAACAGACCCGAAGUAUGGGAAGUUGGAGGCGAGGCCAAAAGCUUUCGAGGAUAUCGUCUCAAGAGUCUGAAAAGGAUCUUCAUCGAACCCAAAUUCGCUGAACACGGUCUUGCACACAUCCUCUUCCCGUCCCCGCGUCAAAGCAGUCAAGGUGGAGCAGUUCGAGUCGGUCCGUCUCGAGCAUCCGCAGCAGAAGCAGAGCCGAAGAAGGUCAUGGGCAUAGGUUAUGGCAAGCACGUGACAGCGAUCAUCAACAGCCUGCCUCCAUCCUUGAUGCUAUAUCCGAUCGAGGACAUGAACAGCGCUUUGCGCGAGUGGGGCAAGCAACACCCACAGGUGCAUCAUUUGCAGGUCGAGAGCAUGGAGAAGAUGAAGGAUGAUGGAGGCGCGUGGAUCAUCAAAGGUCGUGCCUUCAACGACAAGAUGAAGAGCUUGCCCUCUUUCAAGAGCAUUAUGGUACGACCUGAUUUUAGAUUGGGCUUGGAGAUGCCAAUCGUUCGGCAUCAAUCCGGCCUUCAGCGCCAUCACAGCCAUACGCGUUCAGACCGCUCCCAGCAAGACCGCGACCCGCACGCAUCUGGCUCCCAUGAUCAGAUGCUGCACCAUCCUACACCGUCAAUCAUGGGCCAAAGCUCUUUGUCAAAAUUGCCCUACCUGGAUCAUCCCCAAGCAUCGCAGCCGUUGAGCCAUGCUCUGCACCGCCCGAUGCCAUGGCCUGCCGGCCACGCAUCUGCAUCGAAUCCGGCGCACCUCUUGCUUGCGCAGCACUAUGGGCAUGCCCAAAACGAUCCACCUGUCCAGCUUGGCAGCGCACCGCUUCCAGCCCAAGCAGACCACAGGCACCUUUGGUCGGAAGAGUCGCUCCAUGCUUACCACCACGCAUCCAGCGCAGAGGCUCAACCUGCCAUGUACGCGGCCUUUGACAAGCCUAGCUCUGUAGUGCAUGGUACAGAAGGACACAAAACCCUCGCGGCGCAUCGGCCCCUGAUGGAUGAUAGUGCAGCUCAGCAUGCUUCCGGCCCGUCGGUGCGGUACGUCACUUCGCCUCGUCAGCUCUUUUCGCACAAUGAGCGCAUCUUUGCCCCGCACCGAGAUGGCGGUAUUGCAGCUCCCAGCACAGUGCAUGGCGCGCUGCAAAGCAUCGACCACCCUGCUCCGCUCGAGACCGACGCACGGAACGUCGCGCUGCCCGACCACGCUGUGCAAUCUCCCUCGUCGUACGCAUCGAGGCUCAGACACCUCACAAUGCCACCUGCGCCGCACUGGUAGAAACGCCGCUUGGUGAAAGGUGUACCUCAUCGACGCGUCGCGUGUGCGGCCGUGCUCAGCAUCUCGCGACGUAUGUAGACAGCUGUCUGCGUUGAGCAUUACCCGGGCGUCCCAAAGCUGGCUUCUCGAAAGACCCUCGUGUCAGAUGCGCACCCAUUCACCGAUUUGUAAAGCUCUCAAUUCCAAGGUGUGCUUUUGUAAUCCCGCAAAAUGACCCCUACGCUCUCGGGUCCGUUGAGUCCCACUUCGCUAGCCACUGCUGUAAUGUACCUGGCAGGCGUGAGGUCGUAAAGCAGGCUCUUGACGCCCAAGUUCGGUGCUUGCAGAUCCGUCGGCCGUAAUUGAGGGUUGGCAGCGGCGCUGUCGAAGCUGAGCAAGUUCAGAGGAUCGCCUGUCGAGCGCGUGGGUUGAUCGCGAUCAGCACGUAGGAAGCCGUCAUCGCAGUCCCGCUGACCGACCCCAC